UUACCUGCGUCUUUUACUGUGUUGCUGAUUGUGAAUAUGUUUUUGGCACUUUUGGCAUUAUCUAGGAACCUUAGUUGAAUCUAAGUUUGAUAAGGUGAAGUAUUGGUUUGCUUUUGAUAUUGAACUUUUAUAGUUGUCUAAAAAGUUCAAUAUAAGAAUAAAGACAGUAAAUUACUAUUAUAAAUCUCAGACAGAAAGCACCUGCUACUCUACAAUGUAAAGAAGCAUGUGGUCCCCCUAGUUCUGUUUGGAGAUGGGUGCAAUUACAAUCCUUCUCUUUAAUCUCUCUUCUGUGUUUCUUUUACAAAUCCAGCCUUGCUGUAGCAAUUACCUUUCAUGAAGUUACAAGGAUGCGUUAGGAGGAAAACGCCUUUAAUUUAAAUCGUGGCUCAACCCCAAAAGAUUAAAUAUAAUUGGAUCCUAACAGUUCUGAUAAUAAUCCAUAUAAUCCAGAUGUAGUAAACAUCUAGAUAAAAAGUCAGUCGGGUCUGAAGCUCUCACAACUUUGAUAAAUUCAGAUUUGAAUCUGUAAUGAUUUUCAACUCCACUGAUUUCAGAUGCUCUGGAAUCUGUAUCCAUCUUUAAGAAGGAUGCUAAAGCUGAAAGUAUUCCUCUGCUUUAGACUCUGUGGGGUUUUCUGUGUGUCUCUAACCUCUAGAGAAAAGGAACUGCAUGGAGAAGGAGGCUAACUAGGUUGCUGAAGUCAAGCAGCAUUAACCCAACUUUGGCAGCUUGGGUCUAUGUCUUAUGACAUGGAGAUGUAUAACCUGAAUGUGAUUACAAGUAAUUAUAAAUUAAGUAUGCAGUUACAACAAUUAGUUAAUGCUUAUUCAGUGUUUCUUUUUCCCCUUCCUAGAUUGCAGGGUAGCUCACAAGCCUUUUACAGUCUUGACUCUAGUUUAUAGAUGAGAGGAUGAAGUUGUUAAAUGUGGAGUCAUUCAAGGUCAAGUGAACCACUGUCAAAACUAGAAAGAGUUCAAGUUUGAUGCCUUUUUCUCAUGGAUAUGCCACUUUAUAAUUUUUUAUAUUUGUAGGUUUUUUUUAUAAAUUAUUAUAAUUUGCUAAUGAUGUUGUAAGUAACCAGAGAAAAUGUGCAGGUGAUUGCUUGUUUUGUUGAGGCACUUUUGCCUUGCUUUUCCUUGAAGCUAGGUUUUUGUGGGUUGAAAAUAUGAGUAAAUGGGUGAAGUCUGCAUUUGUUUCUCUUUACACAAAAUAUGCAUAAGAUUGCCAGUAAAACUGUUUUUGACUUCCUGUGGAAAAAGUACAUAUUUCUUUACCAUAGCUUUGUAGGUGCUUCAUCUGUUCAUCACUGUACUUGGCCAGGCUACGUCUUGAUGGACAACAAGUGAUUCCAUCUCCUAAGAUAUAGUAACCAGCAGCCAGAUCAACAAAGGGGUUAAAACUGAGACAGCCCUUUUACUUCAGUGGAAGUGUAGUUGUUGAUUUAUAGCUCUCAGUAAAUGAUUAUUGGAGAUCUGCCAUGUGUAGCAGAGCAUUCAGAAAGCACACCACAGACUCUGCUUCCUCCUGAAGAGCGUUUGUCAACAUCUCACUUUAGCUGCAGUCUUGUAAGGUACCAGCAGGCAGGCAAAACUCACCAGCCAGCAGUCAUGGAAGAUCAGGUCUUUACCAAUGUUUAUCAAAAUGUUAACACCACCAAUAUCUAUGAGAUUCAGGGCUCUAAAGAAGACAAAAGGGAUAAUCUUUAUGAUCAUGUCCAUGAAGAUCCAGUGUCUCCUUCUUCCAUCACUACUCUCCCCGAGAGCAUGGAUAGUAGCCAGGACAGCUCAGAAGAUAGCUGUAGUAAUUCUGUGGCCUUUCAGCAUGGGGCUGAUGGGGAGGAUGGUUCUUCUUCAUCUCACCAUGGUGCUGAAGAAGACCACCCAUACCAGGAGAUGGAUCUGAUGAGCCCAACUCUGGAAGAUAAACAUGUAGAGGGCAUGAUGUUUAAGAGCAACAUGCAUUUUCCUCUGGAUUUCCAGUUGCGUCGGAGCCGGAGCACUUCUUCCAACUCUCCAACUUCCCUCAAGUUCCCUCUUAACAAUAACUUCGGAGAAACUGACAACUUUCAGGAAGAUUGUGAGAUUUUCAUGUUUGUAAAGGCUGGGAUAGAUGGAGAAAGCAUUGGGAACUGCCCAUUCUCCCAGCGUCUCUUCAUGAUCCUCUGGCUCAAAGGAGUUGUGUUCAACGUCACCACUGUUGAUCUGAAAAGAAAGCCAGCUGACCUACACAAUCUGGCUCCUGGGACCCACCCACCUUUUUUGACUUUUAAUGGAGAAGUCAAGACAGAUGUUAACAAGAUUGAGGAAUUCUUGGAAGAGACUCUUGCACCUCCAAAGUACCCCAAGCUGGCUGCCAAGCACCGGGAAUCAAACACUGCUGGAAUUGAUAUCUUUUCCAAAUUUUCUGCAUACAUCAAAAACACCAAGCAGCAGGAUAAUGCUGCCCUUGAAAAAGGUUUGGUGAAGGCUCUGAAGAAGCUGGAUGACUAUCUGAGAACCCCUCUGCCAGAGGAGAUUGAUGCAGACAGCACUGAAGAGGAGAAAGUGUCUAAACGCAAGUUUCUGGAUGGAGAUGACCUGACCCUUGCUGACUGCAAUCUUCUGCCCAAGCUCCAUGUUGUCAAGAUUGUUGCAAAGAAAUACCGCAACUUUGAGUUCCCAACAGAGAUGACAGGGCUGUGGCGGUACCUGAAGAACGCGUAUGCCAGGGAUGAAUUCACCAACACCUGUGCAGCUGACAAGGAAAUUGAGCAAGCUUAUGCAGACGUGGCCAAGCGGCUCAGCAAGUCCUAAGUGACCUCAGUGGUGGCUCAUUAUCCCCUUUUACAGACUCUUCUCCUUGUUGCCUUAAGAUAUACUUUGUUGUUAUGCUAUCUGGUUGGCAUCCCUAUGACUUCAUCUGUUCAAGUGUAUUGGUAAGGGACAAAUCUGCUUCUCCCUUGAGAAAAGAGAAAGCAGCUCUAGUGUGGGAUCAUGGAGACCUUUUGAAAUCUGAACCUGAGAUCUUGCUCAACUAGUAUUAUUUGCAAUCAGUAUUUGAAAUUAAUCCACUUUAAUAGUUCCUUUUUUCAUGUUGGGGUAUAUCACCACCUGUGUUCUUUGGAGUUUUAAAAAUAGGAUAUUAGCUGAAUUUUCAAGAGUUAGGAACACAUAGAACGGGUUCUUCUGUAGGCUAUUUCAAGGACGUUUUUUUCCCUAGUGCUGUUGACAUCCUUGAGGCAGGAGCAAAAUCUGAGAGGGGUUGGGGGAAAAGGCGUAUGACCCUAAAGGAGAAAUGUUUUUAACAGUUAUAUUUAAAAAAAAAACAACUCUCAGACUACAUAUUCUGUUUUAGCAGGCCCAAGAGUUUAUAGGGCAUUUGUUUUUAACUUGGCACAAGAGGGGGAAACCUGAACAAGUAUGUCAGACUUGCAGAUGCUACUUUGCAUAGAAUUUACAUGAUAUUGCUGGAUCUGAAUAUUUAAACAAACAAGAAUGAACAAGUAAUUGGGUGGGCAGACCUUGGAUCUGCAAGUUGGUAGUGACAUGCAGACACAGUGAUAAUGGGGACAGCAUAUUGUCUCCAGUGACUAUAGAGGAAAUUGGCAAAGCUAACCAAACGAUGCAGGGUAUUGUCAUCUUGACUGUGUGGUUGCCAGUUCCUUUAUGACUGCUAUCUUGGGAAACUUGGAUAGGCAGUAGAAAGCUGUUGCUGCACAUGAAUUCCAGGUAGGGGGGGGCAUUUUCCUCAUGUUGGGCUCCAAAUGGAUCACUUUCAAACACUCAUCAUCUCACCCCAGAAGUUUGCUCUGAGACCCUCAGAGAGGGCAGGCUAAAACAGAGAGAGGCACACUUCCAUCCAGAAAUUCAACAAGUAUGCUAGCCAAAAUCCAUUCAUGAUGCCUUAGUCCCAUUCAUCCAGGUUUGACCCAUUCAGGUUACAUGAUUCUGAAUUAGGAUUAUGUUCUAAAACCAAUUAUUUGUUCUAUCUGUAGCAUCUACAUGACACAAUCUGUUUUAUGUGAGUGAUUAUUUGCACCUUACUUUAGCAAAUUCAUAAUGACAGCUCUUUUGCAUGAAACCCAGCUGCCCUGAUAUGUACAGCAGUGCACAUGGCUCUUGAUUUUCAGUUUGGGGAGAUUUAGUGUUGUUUUCAGGGAUAAAAUAAGGCUAAGAUGUAACCCAA
This is a messenger RNA of Pezoporus occidentalis (night parrot), 4167 nucleotides long. RefSeq names its product chloride intracellular channel 5 (gene CLIC5). The record is from RefSeq and is a predicted model, not a curated record. NCBI's taxonomy places the organism in Eukaryota, Metazoa, Chordata, Aves, Psittaciformes, Psittacidae. The transcript has 6 exons. Bases 1461 to 2795 code for a protein of 444 amino acids.